Molecule: messenger RNA, 524 nt
Organism: Priapulus caudatus
Lineage: Eukaryota; Metazoa; Priapulida; Priapulimorpha; Priapulimorphida; Priapulidae
Product: KIN17-like protein
Exons: 3
Source: RefSeq, a predicted model, not a curated record
CUGGUACGACAGGAGAGAUACAACAUGGUGGAGACAUCGCACCACGACUACACCUCACUGCACGAGUCCAGUGCCAGUGGAAGCAUGCUCGACAUGCCUCUAGGCGGACCGGCUGGCAUCCCUACAAUGCCAUCAGCCCUGGCUGCAGGAGCCGCAGCGAGGGGGAUGGGUGGUGGUCGCGGUGGUGGCAUGACUGAGGCGACGACUACGACCACAGAACAGAGAACGACGGAGACAACAGAGGAACGCACCAUACGGGAAGCAAACGAAGCCAGAGCGAAUGCAACCGCCCUUGCCGUGCCAGGCCCCAGAGUUCCGGCUCGUCCCCACCGCACUAAGCCACCCCGCAUGGGAAGGGUGAACCCGGGUUACGAGGAGACGACGGAGACGACGACGGAGACGCGCGUAGAGGAGCACUACGAGGAGACUACCGAGGGGGAGGAACGCCAACAACGGCAGCAGCAACAACAGCGACAGCAGCAGCAGCGACAGCAGCAGCAGCAGCAGAACUACCAAGAACAGCA